GAAAGAGAGUGAUGCGAGCCCCGCCCCCGUGGGCCGAUCUGUCCGCUGAUUGGCUGAGAGCAGUCUCGUGUCAUCGGUCUAUGAUCGGCGGAUCGCGCGCUGCUCUCGGAUGAAACAGUGUUGCGCGCGUUCGUGAGAGUCCGACUGAAGAUGACGCGUGAACGCGGAGCUGCGGCCAAAGCCAAACUCACUCAUCCUGGAAAAGCCAUCCUGGCAGGUGGAAUCGCAGGCGGCAUUGAAAUCUGCAUCACGUUUCCUACAGAGUAUGUGAAGACUCAACUACAGCUAGAUGAGAGAGCCAAUCCACCACGAUACAGAGGAAUCACGGACUGUGUGUCUCAGACGGUCCGUCAUCACGGAGUGAAGGGUUUAUAUCGAGGCCUCAGCUCGCUGCUGUACGGAUCCAUCCCUAAAUCUGCCGUCAGGUUCGGUGUGUUUGAGAUACUCAGUAACCAGAUGAGAGACGACGCUGGGAAGCUGGACAGCACUCGAGGGUUAAUCUGUGGUUUGGGAGCCGGCGUGAUGGAGGCCGUGCUGGUCGUCUGUCCCAUGGAGACCAUAAAGGUCAAAUUCAUCCAUGAUCAAACCUCAGCUAAUCCCAAAUACAGAGGCUUUUUCCACGGAGUGCGCGAGAUCGUCAGAACUCAAGGAAUCAGAGGGACGUAUCAAGGCCUCACAGCCACGGUCCUCAAGCAGGGAUCCAAUCAGGCGAUCCGGUUCUUCGUCAUGACCUCUCUGAGGAACUGGUACAAGGGUGAAGAUCCCAACAAACCCAUCAACCCCAUCAUCACAGGAGCGUUCGGAGCGAUGGCUGGAGCGGCCAGUGUGUUCGGGAACACGCCGCUGGACGUCAUCAAGACCAGGAUGCAGGGUUUGGAAGCUCAUAAAUAUAAAAACACCAUUGAUUGUGCCAUGAAGAUCAUGCGACAUGAAGGACCAGCAGCGUUUUAUAAGGGCACGGUCCCACGGCUCGGACGAGUGUGUUUGGACGUGGCCAUCGUCUUCAUCAUCUACGAGGAGGUAGUGAAGGCCCUAAACAAAGUCUGGAAGACGGAGUGAACGAAUGAAGAGAAGAGAAGAGAAGAGAAGAGAAGAGAAGAGAAGAGAAGAGAAGAGAAGAGAAGAGAAGAGAAGAGACACUGUGAUCGAGCUGUUUGAUUUCAUCCCAUUAGUUCUGCUUUUAAACAUGCACAUAAUAUACAAAAUAUAUAUUUUAAUAUCAUAGAACCGCUCUGAAAUACUUUUAAACUGUAUUCAUAUUAACAUAAGAUAUUGUAAGUGCCAAAUUUAACAGAUUUUGUUUAUUGAUAAAAAUAUUUAAUAAAGAGCAAACAAACACAAACACACAUGAACGCCGUGAGCCAGAGAAGUCAUUUAGAGAAAAGUGUGACAUAAACAUGUUUUAACCAGAGAGAAUCUUUAAAAACAAGUGGGAAUAUUUACAUAAUGGGCAUAUAUGAAUAUUUAUUGAUAUAUUUACAUAAAAAGAGAAAUUCCAUAAUAAUGUACGAAAAAUUAUUAUUAUUAUUUUUUCUGACGUUUCUACUUAAAAUAUGUUUUUUUUUUUUACAUUUUAUCUAAGGCUAAUAUUUUUACAUUUGUAAAAUCAUUUUUAUGAAUUAUUUUGAAUAUAUUUUAUAUUUAUUUUUCUGUUGCACACGUGCCUUUAACCAGUAAACUCUUACAUUUAUUUUUCUGAACGACACAAGCAGACAUAUUUAAUAAUUCCUUUGUUGUUUUUGAAGCAUAAUUUGUGGUCCUGACCCGCUGUAUGAACUGUGUUGGGAAUAUAGAUGGAGUGAAUGUCAGAUACACACACGUGCUGUAAAUGCGAGCCCUGGAUGGAUGAUUUAAGUGUGUUUUCUGUGUGAACCCUUCAGUUUUGCAGCAUGAAUCUCCAGCUCUGUGUGUGUCAGCAUGUGUAUGAGGUGAAACAGUGUGAUGCAUCUGUUAUUGAUCAUGUUGAUUGAUCAGAAUCAGCCGGAGAGAUGUUCAUGUGUCUGGAUGGAGCUCGUGCUUCAGUGUUGAUCUCUGUGUGUGUUUUUGGGCUCCUUAGAAAUA
Carassius gibelio (silver crucian carp) is the source of this 2061-nucleotide messenger RNA. Its product is annotated as tricarboxylate transport protein B, mitochondrial-like. The transcript has 9 exons. The coding region runs from base 151 to 1059 and encodes 302 amino acids. The record is from RefSeq and is a predicted model, not a curated record. Gene Ontology annotation, biological process: mitochondrial citrate transmembrane transport. NCBI's taxonomy places the organism in Eukaryota, Metazoa, Chordata, Actinopteri, Cypriniformes, Cyprinidae.